AAAAACUUGUGUGAAAUGCACCUGAAGUACUUUAUUUUGAUAUAUAUAUAUUUUUUUUAAUCUUACCCUUUACCGCAUUGCCUUCGAUAUACUCUCUUGUCACGCCUUAUGCAAGAGUUAAUCGUGCGUGAUCAUAAAAGCCAGUAUCCACAGGUUUGUCACAGAAAAAAUAUAUGCGUUAGGUACGUGUUAAUUAAAUUAGAUACAACCUUCAGGGUAGAAAAAUAUUUAAGGCCCUUAUGUUUGAGGCUUUUAAAUUCUUCAUUAAAAAAAACGAACUUCUUUCGCUGCGUGAUUUUUAAAUUAUUAUUUCCGUGGUAACGUAAUAUGUUGCAUAAUCUAGCUGACAUUCGCUUGCACGUGCACAGAAGACGGGUAUCAUUCAGUAGCCAAUGAAAUCUUAGGGAAAAAUUCCCGGAUGUAACAUACCACAAAAACUAUGUAAAUGCCCUUCCUUCUUCCUUUCAGUGUGAAAGUACUGAAGGGAGUUUUCGUGUCUGUCGUGAUAGCUAUCCGAAAGCUUGUCAAUUUUGUGUCUGCAAGGCAUAGAAGAUUAAUAACGACAUUACAUUAAACGUCCUCGACCGUACUUAAUUCUCCUUAUCAUGCGAGUGCACGCUGAUGAUGAUCUUUCAUUUUCCGGCUAUCGACAACUGAACGAUCUCAGACAUGAUUCCGCUUGGAUAACAUCUUGUGUUCUUUAUGCCCACUCGGCAAUCUGUCUUGUCGUGGUGGUUGCGUUUGCAAGCUACGGUAUCGUUUGGCCGGUAAAGGAAAAUUCGGAUACACUACUGCACAAGACAACGAGGAGAGGUACGGGUUAACGAGUCGUCAUCCUGGUAAUGUACAAAUGUUCAACUGAAAAUUAGCAUUUUGUCAUCGCGUCCGCUCGACCGUCGCGGCCAAACCGGUUUCAUCGGGUUUGUAACCAGUCGAAGCGGCACGUUUCCAGUCUCCUCCACCAACAAUGGAGUGAAACGUCUUAUUUGAUAUAUAAAUGGAGUAUUUAGAGAGAAAGGCGAUCGAUUAUCUGCUCUUUUGUGGGAAAGUAAUGAAGUGUUGUUGUUCAGUUGACCCUGGUGUCUUCUCAUCUUCGGUCACACUCCCUAGUGUUAUGAAAGGAAUUGGUCUCAUCUAUUGAUCAUUUUAAGAAUUUUUCCAAGGGUUAAACGAGGGAAGACCUCUUUUCAUGAGUAAAAUUGUAAGGGCAGAAAAUUGACUUUUAAAUUUCAUGGAAUCACAUUUUCAAGCGAAUAUUUCGUAAUUGUUUACGCUGAAGGUGUUGGGAAAUGAGUAUGUUGGCGUCUAUUGAUUGGUGGCUUAAAUCGUUCUCGCAAAUAGUUUAAAAACACAACUGAUUUUGCCAGACCAAAGGGUUAGUUGUGAGAUUCAUAUGUCCUUUAUAUGCAUGGUUGAAAGCACUGUGAAAUAAAUAAUGCCAAGCCUGACACAGGGCCCCAUUAAAACCAGCCUGUCUGGCUGUGGUGGGUUCACCCUGGAAAUAUCCAUAAUAAACUAUCAUUUCAAGAAGUUGAAAAAUACCGCCUGGUGUUAUUGUGAUAACUGUAGAAAGCAACCUGCAAUUUUAGAAUCGAUAGGGGUUUUGAUCGAGUGGUUUCAAAAUCGCAAUAUGGCUUGGUUUCGUGGUCUAGUACAUAAUAAUUUUCGCUUGUCAACAUGUUCCUAUCGGAAGUUGGCAGUAGUUUCGUUGAAACACGUUCGAAAUUAUGUUUAUCAUUUUCUACUUGAGAAACGAAUUUUGUUUGACGAGAAAAGUAGAUGUUUUGAAGGGUGAGAUAGUCAUCCAAAUAAUGGGAUCCUGCCACAACAUAUCAAAUUUUUUUCAUCGAAUUUUGCCGUUGGACCGUAAAAGUACUGGGGCGUUUCUCUUAGGGUGUCACGUGAACGGCAAGUGAGCUCUAGUACAAAGUGUAUGGAGACUCGUGUGACAAUCUGUGAGGCCACCAAUAGAAAUUAAGUCUUUCAUUUAAAAGGUAACCUGGUCAAAAAUGAGAAACUUAUUUUGUCCCGAAAUAGCUUUUGAACCUGAUAUGUAUCUCGUCAUGCGGACAUUCGGCUCAUCUGACGUGUGGGAAUCAACAUUUUUAUAUUUCGAUAGAACUUUCAUAUUCCCUCUCUUACCACUAAAUUCAUGAAAAAAAGCGAGAACAGUAAGCUAGAUAUCAACGAAAUAUCACUGGGCACGUGAUCAGGGCUAAAAGGAUGUGGCCUAAGCCUCCCUUCCCCUAGGACAAGAGCGAAUCCUUCCCAUGGGCCUCCGCAUGCAUUAACGCUCUAACGUGGAUGUUGCGUUUUCAAGUGAAAUUUCUCAACGCAUUCUGUGACAUGUCUCUUCCAUAACAAAGAGUUAAAUUGAGAGAAGAGCAAUAUCGUAAUUGCAUCUAAUAACGAUGCAUAGUAUUUUUCGAGGAUCAGCGAAGACGCUGUCGUACAAUUCCUACUCUAUAUCCUCGGCGAUUGUCGGCAAAUCGUUCGAAGGAGUGUCGACUCAAUUACCUAUUCUGUACAGUAAAGUUACAAUCCUUGGAUUUUAUCGUUCGUUUUCGCAUUCUCAAAGAGGUAAGGCAAUCGGUACACAGAAGGGAGGUUACUUUGCAACUCUGGGAAAGCCAUGGCCGAGAGUGCAUCGAGAAACUAAUCGAUUUUAGUCACAUGCCAACGCGAAACCUGUACCCUCUUAACUCUUAGCUAAUCUUCACCUUGACGCCUAUUGAGCGAACGGAGUCUGAUAAAUUUUUCACUGCUCAUAAUUUUCAAAUAAGUUGAGGAGAAAUUGAAAUUGUUUCUUUUCAUCUUCAGGCGCCCGAAGACUUGGAACCGCUGUAAGAAAUUACAUGCGAACCCUCCGAUGGUUCAGUAUCCCAGCGAGUGUUGGCUUCGCUUACGUUUGUUAUCAACAAUUCUGGCACAUUAGGGAGAGAGAAAAACGUAAAUUACAUGCUGGUGAAUCUCUCGAACCUAGUCAAUGGCAGGUGAGGUUGCGUAACCGAGACGUCUUCUGGUGUCACGCGAGUUCGAGUUUCACUUAAACAGGUGACUUUUUAGCUAAAUUACCCACUUUGUAAUCAUUUCAGGUUGCAUUGUUCAAGAAAUUGCCCACAAGAGCUUGUUCACGUGCUUUAGGAGCAGUUUGUGAUAUUGACUUGCCACCAUGGUUACGUAAACCCAUCAUUGGCUCAUAUUCGUGGUAUUUUGCCUGUAAUGUUACUGAAGCUGUAGAGGAAGAAAUUGUUAACUAUUCAAGUCUCGGAGCCUUCUUCAGAAGACAACUUAAACCUGAUGCAAGAAGAAUCUGUGAUGCAAGUUGUAUCGUAAGUGCUCAUUUUAUUUUAUGAUUUGUCAGUAGGAAGGUGUCAUUUUCUUCAAACAUUUAUUUCCUUUUCAUAGGAUCUUUUUAAAUGGGUCAGUUGUAAGUUAAUGGCCAAACUACAACUAAUUUUCUGGAGCUGGAGGAGUAAUCCUGUUUGAAACCUUGUUAAAUUUCAUUCACUCUUCCUAGGUGAGCCCUGCAGAUGGUACUGUUCUGCAUUUUGGUGAGGUGCAAAAUGACUUAGUGGAACAAGUCAAAGGAAUAACUUAUUCAAUGAAAACUUUCCUUGGACCUAAUCAACCAUCUGCUUCCACCUACACAAGAACUAGAGUCUAAUGACAAUAAAAAGCUUUAUCACUGUGUUAUUUAUCUUGGACCCGGUGACUACCACUCCUUUCAUUCACCAAGUGAAUGGAAUGUAAAGCAAAGAAGACAUUUUCCAGGUUUGUCAUCUUUUCAUGCAUAGUUCUUUUUCAUGAUUAGACCAAGAAGGCUAAAGUUUUUACUUAGUAGGGUACAAUAUUUUCCUGUAGCUAGCCUCAUGUGACAACUUACAACACAGUUACCUUUCUUUUAAGAAGGUAAAUCUUUCUCUUUAAAAGGAAACCUUCUGUAAUUAUCAUUCGUUGUUCUCCUUUUUCCAGGAGAUUUGUUUUCUGUGCAUCCAGGAGUAGCUCGUAUGGUUGCUGGUCUUUUCAACCACAAUGAGCGUGUUGUUCUUACUGGUACAUGGAAACAUGGAUUUUUUAGUUUUACUGCCGUUGGAGCUUACAAUGUUGGAUCUAUCAACCUCAAGUUUGAUCAGGUGACAAAUUAUUCCCUAACUUGUAUCCAUUCAGUUUAUUUCUCUUUUUUUCCUUGUCAGUGUAAACUGAGGCUUAAGUGUAUUGCAUCUUCAUCCCAUGGCUAAGACCUAAUCAACUAAAAUAUAGAGAAUACCUCUUUUUGAGCUGCUUACUAGUUAAUACACCUUUCAGAAAAUGCAUCUAGAUUUGCAUUCCCUUUCUGAAAUUAGGAGAUGCCAAGUAUUUUUUCCUUGGAUAAAUUGAGCAGUUCUUUGCUUCCAUUAAUCCUCCACUUUCUUUCAAGCUACACUGAACAAAGACUUAGCAUUUGUAAAAGAUGCAAGGGUGGUGUCAAUGACUUUUUUCUGUCUUGAACUUAACCAUUUCCAUAUAAUUUGACAGGAUUUGAAGACAAAUUGUCCAGGGAGAUAUUCAGAAGGAUCAUUUGAUGAGUGUGAUUAUAUUAGUGAUGAACCUAGUGGAGUAUCCCUUGUGCGCGGUGAAAGAAUGGGAGCAUUUAACCUUGGAUCAACAAUUGUCCUGAUAUUUGAGGCCCCCACAGACUUUAUAUUUGAUGUGCAACCUGGACAGAAACUGAAAUAUGGUGAACCAGUUGGAUCUUCAAGAGAAGAUACAGAUUAG
This is a messenger RNA of Pocillopora meandrina, 4758 nucleotides long. NCBI's taxonomy places the organism in Eukaryota, Metazoa, Cnidaria, Anthozoa, Scleractinia, Pocilloporidae. The record is from the annotation of a GenBank genome assembly.